AUGCAAGUUGGAUGCUGCAAGCCGCAGCAGCAGCAGCCGCAGCAGCAGCAGCAGCAGCAGCAGCAGCAGCAGCAGCAGCAGCAGCAGCAGCAGCAGCAGCAGCAGCAGCAGCAAGCAGCAGCAGCAGCAGCAGCCGCAGCAGCAGCAGCAGCAGCAGCAGCAGCAGCAGCAGCAGCAGCACAAGCAGCAGCAGCAGCAGCAGCAGCAGCAGCAGCAGCAGCAGCAGCAGCAGCAGCAGCAGCAGCAGCAGCAGCAGCAGCAGCAGCAGCAGCAGCAGCAGCAGCAGCAGCAGCAGCAGCAGCAGCAGCAGCAGCAGCAGCAGCAGCAGCAGCAGCAGCAGCAGCAGCAGCAGCAGCAGCAGCAGCAGCAGCAGCAGCAGCAGCAGCAGCAGCAGCAGCAGCAGCAGCAGCAGCAGCAGCAGCAGCAGCAGCAGCAGCAGCAGCAGCAGCAGCAGCAGCAGCAGCAGCAGCAGCAGCAGCAGCAGCAGCAGCAGCAGCAGCAGCAGCAGCAGCAGCAGCAGCAGCAGCAGCAGCAGCAGCAGCAGCAGCAGCAGCAGCAGCAGCAGCAGCAGCAGCAGCAGCAGCAGCAGCAGCAGCAGCAGCAGCAGCAGCAGCAGCAGCAGCAGCAGCAGCAGCAGCAGCAGCAGCAGCAGCAGCAGCAGCAGCAGCAGCAGCAGCAGCAGCAGCAGCAGCAGCAGCAGCAGCAGCAGCAGCAGCAGCAGCAGCAGCAGCCGCAGCAGCAGCCGCCGCAGCCGCCGUUGAUCUAUGA
Molecule: messenger RNA, 768 nt
Organism: Dermacentor silvarum
Lineage: Eukaryota; Metazoa; Arthropoda; Arachnida; Ixodida; Ixodidae
Product: antifreeze protein Maxi-like
Exons: 4
Coding region: 1-768 (255 amino acids)
Molecular function (GO): ice binding
Source: RefSeq, a predicted model, not a curated record